AUGACCGUGGAGGCAAAUCGUCAUCAGCAGCAAGAUGUCCCAGGCCGCCUCGCCGCGACAGCAGUCAUGCCUUCCACCACCCGCCCACGAGACCACGCAAACUCCUUCCUCAAGCGUUAUCAGACCGAAAUAGCUGCCAGCUCGUCGAGUGUGUUUUCCACGCUGGCCGCCUUCCCCCUUGACAGUGUCAAAACUCGCAUGCAGACCUAUCAGUACCGCGGCUUCAUUGACUGUGUCAAACAUACCUAUCGCACCGAACAUCUGGGUGGGUUUUUCCGAGGCGUCAUGGCCCCCAUGGCCAGCAUUACCCUCGUCCGGACUGUGUCCUUCUCCAUUUACCAACGAGCGAAAUAUUCAUACGCGGCUUGGGUGAAACGAAAUACGGGAUAUGACAUCCUCGGCCACGUGAACAAGCCGGGUACAUACCCAAAUCUAUACUCGGUGGCCUGCUUCGGUGCUGCAGGCGCCACGGCCGGCUCUGUCAUCACAUUCAUCGCCUGUCCGUUUGAACUCACAAAGCUCAGCGCACAGGUGUCUGUGCUCCUGGCAGAAAGAGCAGGCAACUGCCAGAAGAGCAAGGCGGUGGCGUCGAGCUAUCAGAACAAAGGAACGUUGAGGACCAUGGCCAACAUCAUCAAGCACCGUGGCGUAUUGGGGCUUUACACAGGCCUCAGGUUACACUUGUUGCGUGACACGCUGGGGACGUCAAUCUACUUCAUGGUGUACGAGAGCGGAAAGCAGCUCGGGACAACCCUGGCGGGCGACAAUCCGAACAGCAACAAGUUGGCGGUGGUGACAGCCGGCGGCAUGUGCGGUCUCGUGUCCUGGGCGUUGAUCUACCCCGUCGAUUCCGCGAAGAGCAUAUACCAACGAAACUCGCUCCUGCACUCUCGUGGCGAAAAGGUCGAUCCCGCCCCCAAGAUCGAAUUCUUCAAGCGCCACAUGUACCGCGGGCUGGGCGUCUCCAUGAGCCGCUCGUGCCUCGUCAACGCCAUCUUCUUCUCGUCGUUUGAAUUCGUCAAGAAGCGCAUCAAGACGCUAGACGACGACGACGACAACAUCAACAGCAAUAUCAGCAAGUCAAGGACGUAG
Messenger RNA from Metarhizium album ARSEF 1941, 1092 nucleotides. Its product is annotated as mitochondrial carrier protein. The record is from RefSeq and is a predicted model, not a curated record. Bases 1 to 1092 code for a protein of 363 amino acids. The transcript has 4 exons. Gene Ontology annotation, biological process: transport. NCBI's taxonomy places the organism in Eukaryota, Fungi, Ascomycota, Sordariomycetes, Hypocreales, Clavicipitaceae. Gene Ontology annotation, molecular function: transmembrane transporter activity.